AAGACAGCAUUACAGCAGUAUGGCGUUCACGUCCCUCAGCCUCUUGAUCUGCUGCUUCUCUGCAGCCACUGCUUCUGUGCAGAUGAACGUUGCUCCCGACCGGUCUCAGUUCUUUCGAUAUGACAGUGUCACUCUGAGAUGUGUGGGGAACUCCAGUGGAUGGAUAGUGAAGAGGAACACAACAUCCCAGACUGCUCAGACAUGCCAGUAUGGCUGGGAACGCGGGUCCUCCUGCAUCAUCGACGAUGCUUACCCACAAGACACUGGAGUGUACUGGUGUGAAUCUACAGGAAGAGCAAGCAACACCAUCAACAUCAUAGUAACCGGUAAUACUACAUGCAUGUUUCUCCCUGUACUUCCUGUGAUGGAGGGAGAUGAUGUUCCACUUCAUUGUUCCUACAAGGAAGAGGAUGAUGAAUAUGCAACAUCAAACUUUGCUGCCAGCUUUUACAAAGAUGGUGCUUUCAUUGGGAGAGAAGAAGCAGGGAAGAUGACUCUGAGAGCAAUGUCCAAGUCUAAACAUGAAGGUUUCUACAAAUGUCAGCAUCCUUCUGGAAGAUAUUCACCACAAUCCUGGCUGACAGUAAGGGGUAAGGCUCUGACCACUCCUCCUCCUCCUCCUCCUCCUCCUCCUCCUCCUCCUCUCAUAUCUUGGACCAGGCUGAUUUGUAGCAUUCCGCUCUUCAUCUUCUACAACAUCAUACUCAUCUUCUGUAUUUAUAGAUACUGCAAGUGGGCAAGAGGUAAGAACAAGUAAGAGAACCUUUACAGAACAAAGUUGCAAGAAAAAUAAUUUAACUUACUGUGCUGGUGAGAAAAUUCUCUUUUGAAUGUCAAGACUUUGGAAACGUCCUGAUGCAGCAACAAAAUCAUCAGUCAUUAACCCAUCCAUAACUUCAAGUGCAGCUUUUACUAUUCUUUCUACCUUAUUUAGUCUUUAUUCGACUCUUUCUAUUCUUGCCUUGUUUUUUUUUUUGUUUUGUUUUUUUAUUACUAUUGUAAUAUUUUACUGUACAUAUUUUACCUUUUCAUCUUUAAAUAUUUUAACUUUCCAACUUACUUGCUCCUACAUGCAUAACUGUGAAAAGUGAAGUUCAUACAAACACAAAAAACGUAAUUACUAAUAAUCAUGUAUGUUGUUUUAUAGCACAUGAAAUAAAGAAUCUGGAAAUUAAACAAAACAAUAUUUUAAGCAUUUCCCUUCUUACUGACUUCAAAGCUUCCAAUGUAGCAAAGUAGCCCCACAUCAUGAUACUCCCGCCGCAUCACAGUUUGACAUUCGUGUGAACUUUUAUAGGCUUGUC
Molecule: messenger RNA, 1304 nt
Organism: Melanotaenia boesemani (Boeseman's rainbowfish)
Lineage: Eukaryota; Metazoa; Chordata; Actinopteri; Atheriniformes; Melanotaeniidae
Exons: 4
Coding region: 20-757 (245 amino acids)
Biological process (GO): cell surface receptor signaling pathway
Molecular function (GO): transmembrane signaling receptor activity
Source: RefSeq, a predicted model, not a curated record